AUGGACGAUGCACAAAUAACACAUACGUACUCUUCCUCCACCGAAUCCGGUUCCCCUGCAGACGACUCCGACAACUCGCAAUUACUCAUUGGCGAAUCGUUGAUCCCCGUACGAGAAAGGAAACAUGCAGGCACCACCGUCGUCACUAUCGAUGGAUUGUUGAAGGAGCCGCUGCGACUCAAGGAAGACUUGAAGCAAGGAUGUGGUGGACAACUCUGGCCUGCAGGGUUGUUGCUGUCGAGAUACAUGCUGGAGGAACAUGCCACCGAUCUCGUUGGUAAGACUAUAGUGGAGUUAGGAGCAGGUGGUGGUUUGGUCGGCUUAGCUGUCGCACGAGGCUGCCAAACCGAUAAACCGAUAUACAUCACCGACCAAGAACCUAUGAUGCAGUUAAUGCAAGACAAUAUCUCACUGAAUGACCUCUCGACAAAGGUGAAACCCGCUCUGUUAGACUGGGGCACACCAUCCCCAGCAGAGAUACCAGAACACCCUGAGAUUGUACUCGCCGCAGACUGCGUGUACUUCGAGCCUGCCUUUCCUUUGCUGAUAUCUACGCUACAGGGACUCUUGGGGUCAGACACGAUAUGCUAUUUCUGUUUCAAACGGAGGCGACGCGCCGAUCUGCGUUGUAUCAAGAUGAUCAAAAAAUUGUUCAACGUGACCGAGAUCAACCGUUUCUCGACGUGUGAAGGAUACAACAGAGAGAAUCUCUUUUUGUACAAGAUCCAGUCCCGUCAAAAGAGCAAAGAAUAA
This is a messenger RNA of Talaromyces amestolkiae, 753 nucleotides long. RefSeq lists its product as uncharacterized. The transcript is spliced from 2 exons. Bases 1 to 753 code for a protein of 250 amino acids. Lineage: Eukaryota; Fungi; Ascomycota; Eurotiomycetes; Eurotiales; Trichocomaceae. The record is from RefSeq and is a predicted model, not a curated record.